AUGCCAAAACAGUACGAGAGAAAAAGCAAUGAAGAGAAGAUGAGGGAAAGCGUCGACUUGAUACUGAAUGCUCCGAUUGGAUCACUUCAACCCAACAGUUGGCUGGAGGCUCACAAAGUCAUUGAGCAUAUAGCAGAAAUCGAAAAGAUCUCCGAAGCCUUUCGAAUACUGGAUAGACUUGCAAAGGAACCAACUGCAAAAACAAAACUGAGUCAUGACGCAAUCUACACCGUCGUCCAAAAAUGGUUCACAAUGUGCCAUCAUCAGAAAAAAAUGGUUUUCCCGCCGAUGAAAGUUUGGCAAAACAUCGAAGCGUACGAAAAGGUCGGAAUCAUCAUGGAAAGUAGGACAUACCAUCGAAUCAUUGAAGCGUUGGCAAUUGGAAAAUUCUCGAAACCAAGCAACAAAUACGGCCCCGUUGGACCUGUCCUUGCGGAAAAGAUUUUGGAACGAAUGAUGGAGAAAUCAAGUCACUCUAAUCCUGUCGUCAGGCCAUCAACUUAUACAUUCAAUGCUGUUCUAGUUGCGUGGCAAAAUGCCGCUUCCAGGUCUUCAUGGGCAAAGAAGGAAGCACCACAACGGUCCCUUGCAUUGCUCAAUAAACUUAAGAUGCUAUACGAUGCAAGAUGGGGACCAGAGCUAAGUCCGGACAAGGAUGUGUAUCGAAGAGUCAUGAACAUUUUCGCCCACCGUGGAGAGGGCGAUCAAGUUGAAGCACUUCUAGAAGAAAUGUAUGAACGAUAUUGGGAUGAAGGACAACCCGCAAACUUGGUGCCUACCAAUUCACAUUUUUCUUUGGUCCUUUUUGCUUGGUCCAAAUCGGACGAUCCUUCAGCUGCCGAACGAGCUAAUCAAAUUUUGGAGCGCAUGUUGGAAAUGGAAACAAGUGGUGAGAUCCCAGGCCUUCAAGUUUCUGCCUUUUGCUUCAAUAUUGUCAUGAUAUGCAUGAGCCGUGCAAGAACAAAGGAAGCGGCGUUGGAAGUCCAAAAGCUGUUUGAACGAAUGUUAGAGCUUGCGAAGACAGACAAAGCCAAGAAACCAGUGGGUGGCACAUACACUGCAUUAAUAGGCAAUUGGAGUAGUUUUGAUGCUGCCAAAGCUGAGGAAGUCUUUUGGACAUGGAAGGAAGAACAUGAGAAUGGGAAAUGCGGCAUGAAACUGGAUUCCAGGUUGCUUGGAACCCUCAUUGCAGGUUGCUACAAAUCCAAGACCAUCCCCGAUACCGCCGAACGGUGUGAUCGCCUCUUACAAUACGCUUUGGGCGCCGACCUGAAAACCUUUGAACCUUCCGUUGUACUCUUUAACAUGACAAUAAAUGCCUAUUGUCGAAAAAAGACAAUGGGUGGUGUAGAACGAGCCGAAGAGUUGCUACGUCAAAUGGAGGAUUACAAGGACAUCCUUAGUCCUACCAUUUUUAGCUAUGUUCCAAUCAUUCAAACGCUGGCAGGACUUGGUCAUGUCGAACGAGCUGAACAACUUCUGCUGGAGUGGUACAGUAGCGAAGGCCGAAACAAAAAGUCUAACCAUAGCCCCAGUAUGAAAAUGAAGAAGAGGCUUGACACACAGACCUUCAACAGUUUACUGCGAGCCUGGCUCUCAAAAACAAAGAUCAACCCCGAGGCUGCUGCCCGAGCCGAAGAGCUCUUGCUGACCAUGCGCCGGUUGGGGGUCCGAACAAAUGCCCUCUCCUUCCAGUUGGCCCUCCAAUGCCGACAACGAGCCAACCACGACUCGAUACAAACAACUCGAGACUGGGAACGUGUGGACGACAUUGUUUCCUUCUUGUACGACGAGUAUAAGAGUGGAGCUCCCAUAAAAAACGAUACUCUCGUCAAGAUGGUCAAUGAUUGGUCUGUGCUAAAAAUAUAA
Cylindrotheca closterium is the source of this 1869-nucleotide messenger RNA. NCBI's taxonomy places the organism in Eukaryota, Bacillariophyta, Bacillariophyceae, Bacillariales, Bacillariaceae. The record is from the annotation of a GenBank genome assembly.